Molecule: messenger RNA, 897 nt
Organism: Gilbertella persicaria
Lineage: Eukaryota; Fungi; Mucoromycota; Mucoromycetes; Mucorales; Choanephoraceae
Exons: 2
Coding region: 280-618 (112 amino acids)
Molecular function (GO): serine-type endopeptidase inhibitor activity
Source: RefSeq, a predicted model, not a curated record
CGACCAUUAAAAAAGAGGAUGUAUCAUGAGGAGUGGUGCGUAUGCAAAUAAAAGAAACGAAACAGAAAGAAGUCAAAAGAAGCAAAGCUACAUUUCUUGAGGUGGGCAAAACAUAAAUAUUAAGAUACGUCUUUGAAAAAAAGAAUGUAUCAAAAAAAGAGAGGAACUAUAAAUAUCACAGUAUUUGAUAGAUUUCAGCUUGUUUUUUUAAGACUUGAUCUAUAGCAAAGGAGAAUGGUCUCAUCAAUCACUCUUUAAUCUCUCGCAGCGGCCUGUUUAAUGCCAAUUGUUAUGGCACAGACCAAGUCUGUCAUUCCCUUAACUAAACUUGGUAUCGGUCUUACAAGAGAAGCUUCUGGUAGUUACUAUCAAUUGGAAUGCAAUCCUAAUGGUGGUAACCACCCUAAACCUGAUAUUACUUGUGCCUUUGUCUACUCCUUGAAUGGUAAUCUUAGCCAAACUAUUGGCAGAGGUCGUGAUUGUCAAAUCAUAGCAAAGCCAUUUGCUGUUACUGUUAUUGGAGAAUACGAAGGUGAAGAAAUCUCGUACCAUGAAAUUUUUGAAAAUGAAUGUCAAGCUCGCAACCUUUUCAAUGAUCUCUUCCCUAAUGGCAAAUGAUAAAUAAUGCUCUAUGUUUUAUCUACAUGGUAUCAAACAAUGAUGUGUCAACAUGGUUUUAAGAUUAGGAUUACUUGAGGGAAGAAUUUUGAUUGUGCAUGUAAGCCUAUUGACCUCUUCUGGCGACCAGAUGAUUAAGGUCUUGUUAUUUGGGCGACAAUUUUAAUUUUUCAAAGAUAUUUACUUUGGUCGAAUACGCUGUGAUCGCCCAAUGAGCAACACCCAAAAUAUUUAGAUAUCAUUCUUGAACUAAUGUAUCUAAACAAUAUUCCCUUUUUU